AUGGCGACUGAUUAUCCGGAAUUCAGAGACAAUCGACUCCAACGCGUUGUUACAAAACGCUAUGAGGAGAUUAUUUCGAAUCUGGAGGAGUUGCAGAACAUGAGGACACCGUGGCCAUUCUAUUUGGAUACCGAGGGAGGAUAUCAAAAUUUUCCAAAUGGAACAAAUGUGGCACUCAUCAGUAUAUAUAAUGCAAGAGAUCAUGAAGUUUUAUUACUGAGAGUGCAUGAGUUGUCCCGGGACGAGUUCGGAGAAGUGAAAAGAAUAAUAAAUUCAAUGGCGAGAAGAUUCGUGACAUUUGGCAACGAGGAUGAUGUGAUUGUUGGACCAUUGGCUAACAUGCAAUUGGAGUAUGGGAAUGACGGUCGGCUCAGACAACCGCGCACACUACGUGCCCACGCAGAAGAUAUUCAAUUUAACCUGAGAAAGUGUGAAACAAUGAGCAAUUGGGCGUCGGCAGAAUUGCGAGAAGAUCAGUUGCAAUAUGCUGCAAUGGAUAGUAUAGUGCUUCACUAUUUAAACAUUGGAGCACCGCUGAAUUGGACAUUUGAUCUGCCACGCCCAAUUGGCAUACACUUACUCCCUCACUCAUCCAUCACACUCCUCACAACUCCGUCCACAACAGCUCACCACAACUCUGAGAGCAUACACUUACUCCCUCACUCAUCCAUCACACUCCUCACAACUCCGUCCACAACAGCUCACCACAACUCUGAGAGCAUACACUUUCUCCCUCACUCAUCCAUCACACUCCUCACAACUCCGUCCACAACAGCUCACCACAACUCUGAGAAAAACUUGUACAACGGAAAAAAUGUGUAUGAAUCCACUGAAGUACGGGAAAUUGCACCAGAUUCUUAUCACACAGCUGUAAUCCAAAUACGACUUUCUGGAGUGCAAUGCAGUUGCGAUGUUCUCGAUUUCAAUCGAUCGCGGAUUUUGGUUUGGAUUGUUUUGGCCUCAGUCACUGGAAAAGGAUUGGCCUGA
Molecule: messenger RNA, 987 nt
Organism: Caenorhabditis remanei
Lineage: Eukaryota; Metazoa; Nematoda; Chromadorea; Rhabditida; Rhabditidae
Exons: 7
Coding region: 1-987 (328 amino acids)
Molecular function (GO): nucleic acid binding
Source: RefSeq, a predicted model, not a curated record